Akanthomyces muscarius is the source of this 1827-nucleotide messenger RNA. RefSeq lists its product as uncharacterized. Gene Ontology annotation, molecular function: tripeptidyl-peptidase activity; serine-type endopeptidase activity. Lineage: Eukaryota; Fungi; Ascomycota; Sordariomycetes; Hypocreales; Cordycipitaceae. The coding region runs from base 1 to 1827 and encodes 608 amino acids. The transcript is spliced from 4 exons. The record is from RefSeq and is a predicted model, not a curated record. Gene Ontology annotation, biological process: proteolysis.
AUGCCACCGGGUGCCGCAUCGCACAUCUUACAAAGGCAGACUUCCGGCAAUAGUCUUGCAUCAACGCGCUCAGUGCACGAUACUCAACUCUUCUUCGUAUCUCUUCCAGGGCUAGUCAUCAUGGUCAGCUUUUCAAAAAUUGCUUUCUUGGCCUCGUUGGCAAACACUGCCUGGUCUUCACCCGUGGACACGGCCGCCAGCCCUCUUGCGCUAUUCCAUGAACUCAAGAGCGUCCCUUCACAGUGGGUUAGCAAAGGCCAGGCUGACAAGAACGUCCCCAUCAAGGUACAAAUUGGCCUGAAGCAGAGCAACAUACAGGGUCUUCAAGAAAAACUUCUCGACAUCUCCAACCCGUCCAGGCCCAACUACGGCAAGUGGCUUUCCAAGGAAGAGGUUGCUUCGUACACGGCCCCCGCAGCCGGCAACAUCGAAGCUGUCAAGGCUUGGCUUGCUUCCAACGGUGUCACGGAGGUCUCGCAGCCUACCAAUGACUGGGUCGAGUUUACCGCGCCAGUCUCAGUCAUGGAGAAGCUUCUUGGCACCACGUAUCAGAUGUACACUCAUCCCGACUCCGCCAGUGCCCAGGGUAUCCCACGCACUACCAAGUACAGCGUGCCCAAGAACCUCCACAGCAUCAUCGACAUGGUUACGCCUACCACUGCCUUCUACAACCCCGUCAGGCCUGUCGCCGAGAAAGGCGCCAAAGUCAGCGUCGGCAGACGUGCCACUUGCGAUCCCAGCGCCAUCACUCCUUCGUGCAUCAACUCUCUGUAUGAUGUAGACUACACCAGCAAGGGCAACUCUCUCGUCGCCAGCACUCUGCUCAUUAGCCUUGCCGCUUCACACUCGGAUUACACCACCUUUUCUUCGGAUUUCGCCCCGGGCCUGCAAGACUUCCAAGAUGUUUCCGUGUCGUCGGGAAGCAAUCCAGGAUCCGGCGAUCAGAACACGCUGCUCGAAGGAAACCUCGACACGCAGUACGUCGGCGGCGUGGCAUACCCAAACCCCAGCGAGCUUCUCGCUGUCGGUCCCGAGACCAAUUCCGGAUUCGCAGAUGAGAUUGCGAACCUCGCCAGCUACCUGACGUCCGCGUCCAACCCUCCCACUGCUGUUUCCACAUCGUAUGACGGCGAGGAGCAAGGGUUUGACGGCAGCUACAUGGACCGCGUCUGCAACGAAUUCAUGAAGGCCGGCUCCCAGGGCAUUUCCGUUUUCUUCUCCACCGGUGAUUAUGGUGUUGGUGGCAUCGGCGAGUCUAGCUGCUCUCAGGGCUUCUACGCCAACUGGCCGCCUUCGUGCCCUUGGGUCACUGCUAUUGGUGGAACUCAGUUUGAUAACAACAAUAACGAAGUUGUCGCCGACUUUUCUCCCCAAAUUACGUCCCCUGGCGGCGGCUACUCGAACCACUUCUCGGCUCCGGAUUACAACAAGGACGUUACCAGCGCAUAUGCGAACUCGCUGGACUCCUCGUUCAACGGCUACUUCAAUCCGAGCGGCCGUGGCUACCCCGACAUUUCCCUGGUCAGCAAGAAUUACCAGGUUAUUGUCAAUGGCCAAACACUCUACGCUCGUGGCACGUCCGCCUCGUCCCCAUCUUGGGCUGCUUUGGUCUCGGUCUUGAAUGAUUACCGUCAGUCCGAGGGCAAGCCAAAUCUCGGCUUCAUCAACCCCCUGCUAUACUCUCAGAACGCUACUGCUGCGAUUCGUGAUGUUACCUCUGGCAACAACUAUGGCUGUGACAGCGACGGCUACUCGGCAGCGACAGGUUGGGAUGCGGCAUCUGGUCUUGGAACGUUUGACUUUGCUAAGCUUCGUGCUUUACUCUAA